AUGUCCUGGAAGCUCACCAAAAAGUUGAAGGAGACGCACCUGGCACCCUUAACUCAGGGGUUUGGUCGGUCAUCGUCCACCUCGACCAUCAAGGGCGAUACACAUGGCGAUGAAGCACUGACGCCAGUGGCCACACAGGCCCCAAGCCUCUCUUCGAACCCCUCUUCGGACGGUAUCGCCGCCUCGGAGGCCCUCGUGUCUCCCCCUGUGACCUCGGUGAAUCCAGGUAUCCUGAUCGUCACUCUCCAUGAAGGCCGAGGGUUUGCCUUGUCUCCUCAAUUUCAGCAGAUCUUCAAUUCCCAUUUCCAAAACAGCUCUUACAACGCAUCUUCUCUGCGCCCCAGCACCUCCUCCUCCUCACAUUCCAACCAUGGCCAAGCGGGCUCAUUUGUUUCGUCCAACCGACCGCAGUCCACUAGUGGGGGCAUCAAUGCUGCUCCCACCAUUCACGGCCGCUACUCCACUAAAUAUCUACCAUACGCUCUUCUUGAUUUCGAAAAGAACCAGGUUUUCGUGGAUGCCGUUUCAGGUACUCCUGAAAACCCCCUCUGGGCUGGUGACAAUACCGCCUUUAAAUUUGACGUGUCUCGGAAGACCGAACUGAGUGUCCAGUUGUACCUGCGCAAUCCAGCCGCCCGUGCAGGUGCCGGUCGGAGUCAACCCUCGCUUUGA
Messenger RNA from Penicillium taxi, 672 nucleotides. RefSeq lists its product as uncharacterized. Lineage: Eukaryota; Fungi; Ascomycota; Eurotiomycetes; Eurotiales; Aspergillaceae. The record is from RefSeq and is a predicted model, not a curated record. The transcript has 4 exons. The coding region runs from base 1 to 672 and encodes 223 amino acids.